CAAAAUCUCCCUGAGAAAACCCUAACUCUACCAUCACCAAGCCGCACCACCUACUGCAAUCUCCGCAUCAAAUACUCCAAGCUCCACCAUAGUCGGCGGCCGCACCAUCUAUCCAUAAAAAUGGCUUCAGCUUCUUCUGGAGAAGAAUUUGAGGAUGGACAUAAAGAACCAGUGGCAUCAUCACCACCACCACAUAAGAAAACUAGAGGCAUUAACACAAAGCUCAAGGAGGAUGCUCCAGGGGAAAUUGAGUUUAAUGAGUUGUCUUUACCUCUGGGAAAAUCAUUCCCAACUCUUUCUACUCAAGUUGGCAUAUUUACACGAAACCUUAUUAACAUCAAGUACAAAGAUUGGCGCACUGUACCACAAGAAGACAAAGAUCGACUAUGGCAUGUAAUUAGGCAGGACUAUAAUCUACCUGAUUACCCCUCAAGGAAAAAGAAAAUUAUGCAACAAUGUAGUAUGUCAUUUAAGCGAUUCAAAACAAGACUUCGGAAUGAGUUUAUGGAACGCGGUAAAAGUCCAUGUUCUUUGUACAAAUUCAUAGAAAAAUCUGACUGGGAAGCAUUUUUAGAAUUUGAAGCCACUGUUGAAAGAAAGUAACUUUUAUUAGUCCUUAAAACAUGUAUUGUACAUCAAUACUAUAUUUUAUUAUGUUUUCAAGAUUUCUAACCUCAUUUUUAACUUGUAUAUUAAGUUGGAACGUGAAAAAGGCAGAAAAAAUGCCCUUAAGAAAGAGAUUCAGACACAUUUAGGUCGGUUGGGCUAUCGAGGCAGUGAUGAAGCUUUAGCAACAGAAGCCUUGAAAGGAGGACUUGUUGGAAAGAUUCAUAAGUUGUA
Erigeron canadensis is the source of this 840-nucleotide messenger RNA. RefSeq lists its product as uncharacterized. Bases 121 to 603 code for a protein of 160 amino acids. The transcript is spliced from 2 exons. NCBI's taxonomy places the organism in Eukaryota, Viridiplantae, Streptophyta, Magnoliopsida, Asterales, Asteraceae. The record is from RefSeq and is a predicted model, not a curated record.